AGAAACCUCGUACCACUACUCGAGGAUCGUUUACAUGCGAUAUUAAUGAAUUGAAAGCAAAUGAUCGUUUUAUUGUCGCUUUUGAAUUUCGCCUGUGGACGGCAACCCUUGCUGGGGUAAGAUAGCUAUGAUGAAUUGUUUGUUUUUGUUUCAACCCUUGCAGUGGUAAGAUAGCUAUGAUAAAUUGUUUGUUUUUGUUUCAACUCUUCCUGGUGUAAGAUAGCUAUGAUGAAUUGUUUUUGUUUCAACUCUUCCUGGGGUAAGAUCGCUAUGAUGAAUUGUUUGUUUUUGUUUCAACCCUUGCAGUGGUAAGAUAGCUAUGAUGAAUUGUUUGUUUUUGUUUCAACUCUUCCUGGUGUAAGAUAGCUAUGAUGAAUUGUUUUUGUUUCAACUCUUCCUGGGGUAAGAUCGCUAUGAUGAAUUGUUUGUUUUUGUUUCAACUCUUCCUGGUGUAAGAUAGCUAUGAUGAAUUGUUUUUGUUUCAACCCUUGCAGUGGUAAGAUAGCUAUGAUGAAUUGUUUGUUUUUGUUUCAACUCUUCCUGGUGUAAGAUAGCUAUGAUGAAUUGUUUUUGUUUCAACCCUUGCAGUGGUAAGAUAGCUAUGAUGAAUUGUUUGUUUUUGUUUCAACUCUUCCUGGUGUAAGAUAGCUAUGAUGAAUUGUUUUUGUUUCAACUCUUCCUGGGGUAAGAUCGCUAUGAUGAAUUGUUUGUUUUUGUUUCUGGUGUUAUGCACUCAGAUGAAGAUAUAUGUUUGUGACGUCUCUGAGCUCCAUACUGGGCAAGCUGAAAAGUUUGCUUGACCGCGGUGGGAAUCGAACCCACGACAUCUGGUUUGCCAGUCCAAUGCUCUACCAACCGAGCUACGAGGUCAAGUCGGUUCGAGUGGAUGAUAUAUCGGAACUAGAAUGAGUUCUAUCUAUUAUGAAAUAUACCUAUUAUGAAAUAUAUAAUAGCGAAGUCUUGAAUUUCUACCAAAACCUACUUCAUACUAAGACCUUCUUCCUACAAACACCUUCCUACCAAGACCUUCUUCAUCCAAGACCUCCUUCCUACCAAGACCUUCCGACAAAGACUUUCUUCCUACCAAGACUUUCUUCCUACAAAGGCCUUCUUCCUACCAAGAUCCUCUUCCUAUCAAGACCUUCUUCCUACAAAGACCUUCCUGCCAAGACCUUCUUCCUACCAAGACCUUCUUCGUCCAAGACCUUCUUCCUACCAAGACCUUCUUUCUACCAAGACCUUCCUACAAAGACUUUCUUCCUACAAAGUCUUUCUUCCUACAAAGACCUUCUCCCUACUAAGACCUUCUCCCUACUAAGACCUUCUUCCUACAAAGACUUUCUUCCUACAAAGGCCUUCUUCCUACAAAGGCUUUCUUCCUACCAAUACCUUCCUACCAAGAACUUCUUCCUACCAAUAUCUUCUUCCUACCAAGAUCUUCUUCCUACCAAGAUCUUCCUACCACGAUCUUUUUCCUGCCACGAUCUUUUUCCUGCCAAGACCUUCUUCCUGCCAAGACCUUCUUCCUGCCAAGACCUUCUUCCUGCCAAGACUUUCUUCCUACCAAGACCUUCUUCCUAACAAGAACUUCUUCCUAACAAGAACUUCUUCCUGCCAAGACCUUCUUCCUACCAAGAACUUCUUCCUACCAAGAACUUCUUCCUACCAAGAACUUCUUCCUACCAAGAACUUCUUCCUACCACGAUCUUUUUCCUGCCAAGACCUUCUUCCUGCCAAGACCUUCUUCCUGCCAAGACCUUCUUCCUGCCAAGACCUUCUUCCUACCAAGACCUUCUUCCUAACAAGAACUUCUUCCUAACAAGAACUUCUUCCUGCCAACACCGUCUUCCUGCCAAGAUCUUCUUCCUACAAAGACCUUCUUCCUACAAAGACCUUCCUACCAAGAACUUCUUCCUACCAAGACCUUCUUCCUAACAAGAACUUCUUCCUAACAAGAACUUCUUCCUAACAAGAACUUCCUGCCAAGACCAAGACCUUCUUCCUGCCAAGACCUUCGUCCUGCCAAGACCUUCUUCCUGCCAAGAACUUGUUCCUACCAAGAACUUCUUCCUGCCAAGAUCUUCUUCCUACAAAGACCUUCCUACAAAGACCUUCUUCCUACCAAGAACUUCUUCCUACCAAGACCUUCUUCCUGCCAAGACCUUCUUCCUGCCAGGACCUUCUUCCUGCCAAGACCUUCUUCCUGCCAAGAUCUUCUUCCUACAAAGACCUUCUUCCUGCCAAGACCUUCUUCCUAACAAGACCUUCUUCCUAACAAGACCUUCGUUCUACAAAGACGUUCUUCCUACCAAGAACUACUUCGUACCAAGACCCAGUACGCGGUUUAUGCCGUUUGGAAAUCUACCACACCCAGGAGUAUUUUGAAAUUGCUGCCCUUUGUCUCUUUUGCACAGCAAGGAAUAACUUCAUGAAUCGCAUAAUUAUUAAUUAUACUAGUUUAGUACUGAAAGUAUUAAAUGAGCACUAAUUUAACUGCAUUAAAUUCUGUUUUAGGCAUAAUAUUAAUAUUUUUGUUUUGCAGUACCAUUCCAACGAUCUUGUUGUGGGAAUAGAAGCGAACGCCGAGUACGUGGACUCUCUUAAUAAGACACAAGUGUCACGAGAAUUAGGCGUGGUAAGUUGCCGUUGUCAUACUGUGUGCAUUUUGUCAUGAUGUAAACUAUGGCAACAACAUUUUUUCUUCUUAAUUAAAAACAUAAACGUUCUCUGACUAAAUUUAUUUAAAACGAGCUUUCGACUACCUAACUGUAGUCUUCAUUCCGCUUUACCCGUCGAAGACUACAGUUAGGUAGUCGAAAGCUCGUUUUAAAUAAAUUUAGUCGGGGAACGUUUAUGUUUUUAAUUAUGUCUAAACCUGGCUACGCUAUCUCCAUAUUUUUUGUUCUGUUUGCCGAGCUAUGCUACAUUGGAGUUGGAAAAUGGCGUGAAAAAUAUCUAAAACGUUUUCUGUAGUCUUUGCAUAUUUUUAUUCAAGCCCUUUUUUCAAACCAUAUGAGAUGGUUCCUCCAAGGUUCCUCUGUAUGAGAUCGCCCGGAUGUGUAGUUGUAUACCAAAUACCUCAUACACAUUGAUGAAAACACCCAAAAAACGCUUAAAUUAAACGACUUUCACAUAAAAUUCACGAAAUUCAAAUAUACCAAAUGCAAUUAUUCAAUGUAAAUAUACCAUACACCUGUAUUAAGAAUCCAUAAGAUACUUUAAUCCCCCAAACCCCCUGACAGACCCCAUCUGUGUCAAUCGUAAUAUUAUAGCUCAGUGGUAUCAAUCCUAAUUGUAUAAUAUUGAUGUUUCAGGUUAGCAUUCGUGUUUCCCCUGAGAACACACCUGCAAAAUCUAAAUCAACUCCAGUCUGGGUUAUCAUUGUGGCUGUGCUGGGUGGAAUCUUGUUGCUUGCUCUUGCCAUUUUGGCUUUGUUUAAGGUGACUGAUACAAAUAUUUUAAUGAUAAUAGCAAUUGAAAAGAAAAGUGUUUUGUACAGAUCAAAACUUUAUUCUGAAAGUCGAUGUGAUUUAUUUCAAAAUCUGUUUCCAAGUUUGUAUUGAAAAUUAGACAAUGUCUACAAAAUAUGUUAUGACGCCAAUUUUUAUCUCUCUUGUAUUCUAGCUUGGUUUCUUCAAAAGAAAUCGACCUCCACAAGACAUAUCUUCCCCACAGACUGACGACACACCACCGAUCGUGGCAUCCUAGUUUUCAAAUUAAUACCUUUGGUAAAGAUUAAAAUUAUACUGAGUGAUCAAGAGUUAAGAAUUGAUUAAUUUACUGUAUGAAAGUGGGUUUAAUGCUCCAAACCAUACUCCAUAGAAAUUUUGAUUGCAUGUGUAUCAUAAUUUUACAUAUUUUUAUUUGUUGAUUGUAGUUUAGUGCACGAAAUUAAAUUUGCAUGCGUAGAUACUAAUAAUUUGGAACAUUAUUUGGAAUUUGGAAUAUUAGCUAAGGUCGGCAAAAGCAUUGAGAAGCAGUCCAAAUUGCUGUCCUAAUUGUAAUUAUGGAGGAUUAUUUUUUGCUGUCUUUAAUAUUUCUGAUAAUAUAUGCAUGCUUGAAAGGAAAUGUCAUAUAGAGUUGUAUGUAUACUUUUUGUAACUUUUUGUAAUACUUAUUUUCAUGUUUCUUGGAGAUGUAAAUAAAUUUUUUUGCAUCUAGUAAUAAUUAUGCAUGUUGAUUUUAAA
Paramuricea clavata is the source of this 4187-nucleotide messenger RNA. Lineage: Eukaryota; Metazoa; Cnidaria; Anthozoa; Malacalcyonacea; Plexauridae. The record is from the annotation of a GenBank genome assembly.